UUAACCUCUUUAUGAGUUUAUGUCACGACUCACGAAUACAUUGUUGUUCUAAGGAAGUCAGUUUAUUAUAAAUGUUAUUCUUUUAAAAAUGACGACGAUUGCUCUACCCAUCGAAAGUGAUAAUGUUGGUCCCAAUUUGGAAGAUAAAUCAUCACCGGAAAGUGAAAAUGGGGACAUUGAGUUAAAUGUGCCAAACACGAGGAAGACGAGUGAAGUUUCAAUUUCUUCGUCACAAAGCCUCGCAAAUUCAAAUCCAACUGAAAAUGUAACAGCAGAAAUUCCAAUUACUGAAACUAAAAUGUCUUCUUUUCAAGAAGAGGAAAGAACUGUCGAUAAUUCUGAAGAUGAGCCUAAAAUCAAUAUUUCUGACUCAUCUGAUGAAAGUAUCAAUAAAAAAAAUCUAGAAACUGCUCAGAACGAUCAAGACUCAAACACUUCAUCUUCAAAAAAUGAGAUUGAAGACAAUUUGCCCUUCCAAAAUGACGAUAAAGAUUUUCCAAAAGAAGAUUCUUCUUCAAGCAUUUCUAGACAUUCAAAUUCUCAAAAACAGCCUCAAGAAAAAAUAAGAGAACUUAAAUCGAAUGAAUCAAAAAUUAAUAAAAUUGACGGUGGAGAUUUUUCUUCAAGCACUUCUGUUAAUUCAAAUUCUGAAGAAGAGUCUCAAGAAAAAGUAGAAGAAGUUAAAUCAAAUGAAGAAAAAAUGACCAAAAUUGACGGUAAAAUUCUUAGCUCGGAUGACGAAGAUGAUUGUACGAGUUUUAAGCUUAAUAAAAGUUCGAAAUCGAGUACAAAAAAGGCUUUUGCAAUCGUCGACAGUGAAUCUGACGAUGAAGGAUUUUUUCCAUCAAAGAAGGAAACUGAGGAAAAAGAAGAAACAGGUUCAGUUUCAAAAACGUCUGAGAAUAGAGAAACAGUCUCAAAAUCUAAAAAGAAAUCAAGAAUUACAAAUAUUUUAGAUCUAGAUAGUGAUUCAGAGGACGAAAUAUUUUCUAAAUCAAAGAAACAAAAUGGUGAAAAAGAUGAAACAGGUUCAGUUUCAGAAGUAUCUGAAAAUAGAGAAACAUCGUUAAAUUCAAAAAAGAAAUCAAGGCUAAUGAAUAUUUUAGAUAGCGACUCUGAAGAUGAUUCAAUAAAUAAGGAAGAAACAUCUCAAAAUCAGACUCAGAAAUCAAAGCUAAAAAAUUUAGUAGAUUCUGAUUCGGAAGAAAAAGCUUCUACAGACUCAUCUAGUGAUGAAAAUUCUGAAUCGCGUGACGAGAAGCAGAAAAAGAUUCAAGCCAAAAAGACGUCAAAUGUAAUGAAAAAUUUAGUAGAUUCUGAUGAUUCCGCUGAUGAAAGAAAGGAAAACGACCGAGCAUUAUCGGAUGCAAGUGAUGAAAAUAAAGCUGACGGGAAACCAAAGGGAAAAUCCGAGAAAAAAAGAGCGGGAUCAGCGAGGGCUGCGAAAGAUGCAGCGAUGAAGGAAAUUCACAGCGAGACGCAAAGAUUGCUAAGAGAAUCGGAAUUGUCUCUUCCGUAUCACAGACCAAAACAGCGCACAUUGCAAGAAUUUUUAAACAGAAAGAAAAUCUCCUCUGCUCUUCCAAAAGCUCCAACUACAGCCGCUAAAGUUAAAAUGUUUGCUGAUAUUAUCAGCAAAGCUGUCGAAGAAAAGGAAAAAGAAGUCGAGGAAUUUUACAAGUCCUCGGACUCUGAAGAAGAAAUGCAAUUGUCCAAUAAAGAAACUAAUGAAAAUAAAGAGACUAAUGAAAUUAAAGAACCGACAGAUUCAAAAGAUCAGAAUCUGGAGAACAAGGAACUUGGAACGCCAAUGGAUAUUGAUCUCUCCAAAGAAACCGAUCAAUUAUCCUCAGCUUCCAUCACUGUGACUGAAACCUUUUUUUCCGACAAUUUCAAGAAUCCAGAUGAAGUUCCUCAAGUUCCGCAGAUUGAAGAAACUAUCGAGGAAAAAAUUACAGAAUCUUCAGUCGAAUCUACUAAAAAUAAUUUCAGCGCAUCCUCUAAAAUUUCUCUGGGCGAGAACGAAAAUUCUGGAACAAAAAAGAAAUCUGGAAAAGAUGACGAGACAUCGAAGCAAAAUCUGGAUGAUGAAAAUGAAGCUGGAAAUUCUGAUGAUGGCAGUCCUAUGAAAACUGACACGAAUGAUUUUGAAUUGAGAUUUUCGACGGCCGAUUUUGACACUAAUUUGCAGCUGAUCGAUCAUGAAAACGAGGGUAAAAUUCCAGAGAGUGAGAAGUCUGAUUUAAAUGAAACGGAAGUCAGUGAAAGUUCGGCAAUAUCGGAAAAGAAUGAAAAAAAUGAAGAAAGUGGAGGUGAAAAAGCGGAGGAUGAGGCUGGAAAUUCAAAGGGACAUGUUAUCGGUUUACCUCCUCCUGAUUUGGAUGACAGUCUUCUAAAAAAGUCACUGAGACAUAAAAUACCUCCGUGUUAUCUUAAGGGAAAACCAAGUCUUCAUGGAACGCCAGGUACAAAUAUUGACUUUGAGAUAAAAAUUAAAUCACAUCAAGAUGGAAUAAGUAAGUUAGUGGACAGAUUUGUGCGACAUUCGCAGUGCUCUAAAAUCGAGAAAAAUGAUGAUGUUAUGGUAAUGCAUACGGAAAUUACUCCUGGCGGUUUGAAAAUAACGGAAACGGCUCUCCCCUACAAAAUGCUGAACGCUGCCGAGGAUUCUGAACUGAAUAAACCGGGGGCAAAAUUCAAGAAACUGCGUGAAGAAUUAGAGCAAAAAAUGUCGAUCAAGCGGAGUGAAGAGUGGCGGCAAAAAGAAGAAGCUUCAAAAGCACUCGACGAAUAUCUCGGCGACGAACUGGAACCCGAAGACAAAGAUGAAUCAUUGCUGGAUGAUGAAGAGGAAUUGGACGAAGAGAGUGGCGAAAGUGAACCGGAAGAGAACGAUAUUAUCAUAAAAGAGAAGAAAAAAGUGAAUUGCGAGUUUGCUGAUGAAGAGGCUGAAGUGAGUGAAGAUGAAAAUCUGCCCAAUGGGGGAAAAGAAGAUGACGAGGAUGAAGAAUUCGAGGAGGAUGAAGAAGAAUUGGAGGAAGAUGUGGAAAAAGAAGAUGAAGAUGAGGUAGAAGCUGAUGACGAAGAGGAGGAGAAGCAAGAUAAAGACCUGGCUCAUCCGAAAAAACUUCGACGCAUAACCACAGCUUUUGAGGAUGAUUCCAAUCAGUCGGAGACUGAAAAUCCAGAGAAGGAGGCCAACGAUCUCAAGGAAAUGAAUCAAGGAUCAAGAAAAAAGUUCCAGCGAACGAAAACCGAUGUCGACAUGUUUGGCGACGUCAGUGACGGUUGGAUAAGUGAGAAUGAUGAUGAAAUGCGUCCGAAGAUGAGUGAGAGAGCGUCCCUAACUUGUCAAACUCCACUCGUCGAACCAAAUCGUCUGAGUCUCAUCUCUCCCAUCACUCAACUCUCAGCUUUGAAUAAAAAUUCUUCUGAUUCCGGGACCAAGGACUCGGCAUUUAAAGAAGCCGAUUCGUUAGAUCAGAUGAACGAUUCCCUCUCGCAGGAACCAUGUUCCGUCAAUCUCGAGAAAUUGUGCGGAUUGCAGAAAAAACUGUUCCAAGACGCCCCGGACGCGGUCAAUGUUGACGAGUUGAUGGACCUGUGUUCAGGAAAAUUCAGCGAAACUCCCCUAGUUCGAAAAGAUCUUCAUCCCUUGAUGAAUCCUUCAACUCAGUCGAAAGUCACCGACUCGCAGCUACUGGAUCUCUGUUCAGGAACCUUCUCUUCCGCGCCUUUCGCCAAGGAAUCGGAAAAAGUCUUCGAAAUUGACGAGAAUUCGCAGGAUAUGAAGUUGACUUUAGAUGACGAAUCGAGAAGUCCAACGAAAACAUCGCCGAAGAAGAUGGCUGAUUUAAAAUCGCUGGGUAGCAGAUUGAAAGUCGUUUCCUCCGACGAGGAGGACGAGGCAAAGAAUGAGGAGACCAGGAAGGGAAAGAGGAAGAUUCAGAAAUUGGUUUUAUCAGACGAUGAGGAAGAAAAUGGUGCAAAUGAAGUCACAUAUUUAUCCGAGGAGGAGGAGGAGGAGGAGGAGGAGGAGGAGGAGAGGGAAGAGGAGGAAGAGCAGUUUAUCGAUUACGAUUCGGAAGAGAAUGAAGUUGUGAUGAUUCCGAAAAAGGAUAUCAAGAAAGUGGCAAAGAAUUUUCUGGAGAAUGAAGCCGAGUUGAGUGAGAGUGACUGGGAUUCGGCGGAUGAGGAUGAAAAGGGCUUGGACAGGCUCGAGAAGGAAGAGGGAGACGACGAUGUCAUUGAUGAGGAGCAGAUGCGAAAUCAGCUGGGAAAGAUUCACGCUCGACAAGUUCUGGAUGAUGAUCAGCGAGAGGUUAGAUUAUUGCAAGAUAUGCUUUUUGAGGAUGGAGAUUUGCAUUCGGAGGGCGCUGGUCGCGAGCGGAAGUUCAAGUGGAAGAAUAUUGAUAGUUUGGGUGCGGUCUGGGACGAGUCGAAGGGACCGGAGGAUCAAGAAUUGAUCGCUGAAGCCAUGGAGGAUACGAAUGAGAUUGAGCUGAGAAAAAGGCGAUUUGAGCAGCAGCAGUUUCUGGAAAAACAGAAACAAAAUUCGCAGGAUGAUAUCGAGGAUGAUUUGAAUGACAGUCCGAUUUUUAAAGUGGGACUGAAAGUUGUGAAUGCGGCAAAAUGUGGUACAAGUUUCUCGAAGACGGAGGAGACGCUGAUUCUGAAAUCGAAGAAACCUCUGGCGCCGAGUAUCAUUCCAAAUUUGUUGGAAAAACCGGCGAAAAUCAAGACUUCUGCGCUACAGUACGCAAUGCGAGGUUCAUUUCUUGCUCGAGGAGAGGAGACCUUGGCUCGAAUAGCAUCAAUAAUAGAUGAAAAAGACAAGGUAGUUCGGGCUCCUGUAAAUGGGAGGAGAUUUGUUUUUGAACACUUGAGUCCCUCCGUUAAAGAUGCCGAAGAAAUGAAGACUGAUGAAGAUGUUUCAACGUCGAAUAAAAAGUCACGAAAAAGGACAUCCACCUCUGAUUCCACUCCAAAGUCUGCAAAGAAGUUGAAAGUCGACGAAGAUCGGUCCGCCGGAAAAAGAUUGUUUAGUGCCUAAUUUUUAAGGUGGGAAAUAUUCUGACAGACCUAAAUUUUAAAUAGUAUUAGAGCCAAAAAUACUGUAAAUAUAGAACUAGUUUCUAAAAGCUGUUAAUUGUUACCGGACAUUAUAAUUUUCAAUUUCUUGUAAUAUA
Messenger RNA from Belonocnema kinseyi, 5189 nucleotides. Its product is annotated as claspin-like. The coding region runs from base 89 to 5053 and encodes 1654 amino acids. Gene Ontology annotation, biological process: activation of protein kinase activity; mitotic DNA replication checkpoint signaling; mitotic G2 DNA damage checkpoint signaling. The transcript is spliced from 10 exons. The record is from RefSeq and is a predicted model, not a curated record. Lineage: Eukaryota; Metazoa; Arthropoda; Insecta; Hymenoptera; Cynipidae. Gene Ontology annotation, molecular function: anaphase-promoting complex binding.